Molecule: messenger RNA, 5510 nt
Organism: Camelus dromedarius (Arabian camel)
Lineage: Eukaryota; Metazoa; Chordata; Mammalia; Artiodactyla; Camelidae
Gene: ST18
Product: ST18 C2H2C-type zinc finger transcription factor
Exons: 21
Coding region: 87-3236 (1049 amino acids)
Biological process (GO): regulation of transcription by RNA polymerase II
Cellular component (GO): nucleus
Molecular function (GO): zinc ion binding; RNA polymerase II cis-regulatory region sequence-specific DNA binding; DNA-binding transcription factor activity, RNA polymerase II-specific
Source: RefSeq, a predicted model, not a curated record
CUCACUAAAGCGAGCAAAGACAUUUCGUCAUUCUGGCGGAGGAGGGAAAACCUCAGUGCACAAGUCACCCGGAGAAAGAGUGGGAGAUGGAUGCAGAAGCAGAAGAUAAAACGCUACGCACCCGCUCUAAAGGAACCAAGGUGCCAAUGGAGUCUCUAAUCCAGGAGCUGAGCGCUGCCUACGAUGGCUCCCCAGCCAAGAAGAGGAGGGCUGGAGAGCCGGCGCUGGGGGUCCCGGUCAACAAGAGGAAGUCCCUGCUCAUGAAGCCCCGACACUACUGCCCCAGCGUGGACUGCGAGGAGGGUCGCGCCAAGCGGCCGGAGGCGGAGGGGCAGGACGGCCCCCAGGAGACCAAGCACCCCCCCAGCGCAGAAGAGAUCGUGAUAAAACCUGGGGGUGAGACACUUCACUCGGCUGCACAGGAAAACUCCGAGGGGAAGGAAGACACGUAUGGCUGUUACCGAGAGCUGGUGGUCAAAUCUUUAAUGCACUUGGGGAAAUUUGAGAAAAAUGCAUCCGUGCAGAUGGCAAGUGAAAACUUAAAUGACAGCGGCAUCCAGUCUCUACGAGCCGAGGGGGACGAAGCCGACGAGUGCUUUAUGAUUCAUUCCGACGACGGAGGAGACAAAACCGAGGACUCCCGGCUGCGGUUCUGCUCCUCCUCCGACAACGAAAGUAACUGUGAAAGUGCGGAGAAUGGCUGGGACAGUGGCUCCAACUUCUCAGAUGAAACCAAACCUCAGAGAGUCCCAAAGUAUGCAUUAGAGGAUGAUCGGAAAGACCUCUUGGAAGCCCCCGAAAUAAAGAUGGAAGGCGACGAGUUUCUCUCUUGUGAAAACGCGUGUGAUUCGGCGGCAGAAAGGAGAGACCCGGAGGAUGCUCAGGUGGACCCGACGGAGGGCAGAGCCCAGCCCUCGUUCCCCGGGAGGAAGGGCGAGGACCUCGGGUGCCCGGCAGCGGGGCCAGGGGAGGCUGUGGACCUGGAGAAAGCGAAGGGGAACUUGAGUUUGCUGGAACACGCCAUUGCCCUGCAGGCCGAGCGAGGCUGCGUUUUCCAUCACACCUACAAGGAGCUGGACAGGUUUCUCCUGGAGCACCUCUCCGGGGAAAGGAGGCAAACCAAAGUCAUCGACGUGGGCGGAAGACAAGUCUUUAACAAUAAACAUUCACCGAGGCCUGAAAAGAGGGAGACCAGGUGCCCCAUCCCCGGGUGCGACGGCACGGGGCACGUGACGGGGCUGUACCCCCACCACCGCAGCCUUUCGGGGUGCCCCCACAAAGUGCGGGUCCCCCUGGAGAUUCUUGCCAUGCAUGAAAAUGUGCUCAAGUGCCCCACCCCGGGAUGCACAGGACGAGGGCAUGUCAACAGCAACCGCAACACGCACAGGAGUCUUUCUGGUUGUCCAAUUGCUGCAGCUGAAAAAUUGGCGAUGUCCCAGGACAAGAGUCAGCUAGAUUCUCCACAAACCGGGCAGUGUCCUGAGCAGACUCACAGGACAAGCUUGGUCAAGCAAAUCGAAUUCAAUUUCCGAUCACAAGCCAUCACCUCUCCCAGAGCCACCGGGUCAAAAGAGCAAGAGAAGUUUGGAAAAGUACCUUUCGAUUAUGCCAGUUUCGAUGCCCAGGUUUUUGGUAAACGGCCCCUGGUACAAACAGGUCAAGGACGAAAAACACCACCGUUUCCCGAAUUGAAGCAUUUUUCCAAUGCAGGGAAAUUUCCUAAUCGACUGCCUAGUGCAGGCGCCCACACACAGAGUCCACGGCGUGCCAGCUCAUAUAGCUACGGUCAGCGCGGGGAAGACACCCACGUGGCAGCAGCUGCCAUCCUGAACCUCUCCACCCGCUGCAGGGAGGCCGCAGACAUCCUCUCCAGCAAACCACAGGGUCUGCAUGCCAAGGGAGCCGAGAUAGAAGUGGACGAAAAUGGCACGUUGGACUUGAGCAUGAAAAAAAGCCGAAUCCUGGACAAGGCUGUGCCCCUAACUGCCACCAACACUUCUGUUCCAACCCCUUCCUCCUCCCCGUUCAAAACAAGCAGCAUUUUGGUCAAUGCCGCCUUCUACCAGGCCCUCUGCGACCAGGAGGGCUGGGACAUGCCUGUCAACUACAGCAAGGCGCAUGGGAAGACAGAGGAGGAAAAAGAGAAGGACCCAGUGAGCUCUCUAGAAAAUUUGGAGGAAAAGAAGUUCCCUGGAGAGGCCGCCAUACCAAGCCCUAAAGCCAAGCUCCACGCAAGAGAUCCCAAAAAAGAACUAAUCACCUGCCCGACGCCGGGAUGCGACGGGAGCGGCCACGUCACUGGAAACUACGCGUCCCAUCGCAGCGUGUCCGGAUGUCCUCUGGCGGAUAAGACUCUGAAAUCCCUCAUGGCCGCAAACUCUCAGGAGCUGAAGUGUCCGACCCCAGGCUGUGACGGUUCAGGACACGUGACGGGAAACUACGCCUCCCACAGAAGCCUGUCCGGCUGUCCUCGCGCCAGGAAAGGUGGUGUCAAGGUGACUCCUGCAAAGGAAGAGAAAGAGGACCCUGAACUCAAGUGCCCUGUGGUCGGGUGUGACGGCCAAGGUCACGUGUCGGGUAAAUACACCUCCCACCGCACGGCUUCCGGCUGUCCCCUGGCCGCCAAGAGACAGAAGGAGAGCCCGCUCAAUGGGGCACCCCUCUCCUGGAGGCUGAACAAGCAGGAGCUUCCGCACUGCCCCCUGCCUGGCUGCAACGGCCUGGGCCACGUCAACAACGUCUUUGUCACCCACCGGAGCUUGUCUGGAUGUCCUCUCAACGCGCAGGCCAUCAAGAAGGGCAAGGUCUCAGAAGAACUAAUGACCGUCAAGCUCAAAGCAAGUGGAGGUAUAGAGAGUGAUGAAGAAAUCAGGCACUUGGAUGAAGAAAUAAAGGAGCUGAACGAGUCCAAUCUUAAAAUUGAAGCGGAUAUGAUGAAACUCCAGACUCAGAUCACGUCGAUGGAGAGCAACUUGAAGACAAUAGAGGAGGAGAACAGACUGAUAGAGCAGAGCAACGAGAGCCUGCUGCAGGAGCUGGCGGGGCUGAGCCGGGCCCUCAUCUCCAGCCUCGCCGACAUCCAGCUCCCGCAGAUGGGGCCCAUCAGUGAGCAGAAUUUCGAGGCCUACGUCAACACGCUCACAGACAUGUACAGCAAUCUGGAGCGGGACCAUUCCCCGGAGUGCAAGGCUCUGCUGGAGAGCAUCAAACAGGCGGUCAGAGGCAUCCACGUGUAGGAAGGACCAUGCACUGAGGGUGGGGGCUCGCCCCCGCAGCCACGCCGCCGGAUGUGACCGGGGCUCGCCGCUGAGGCGGGCAGGUGCCGCCCUGCGUUUACAACUGCACCAUUGCACUAAUUCUCCCCCAGCUGACGUGAAAAGGAAAAAAAAUCUAUGAUAAACUCUUUGGAUUAAACGCAAUGCAGUCAAAUAUUAGAUCUUAUUUAUUUUCGUAUGUUUUUCUUUUGUUUCUUCAUUGCACUCUCUCUGGGUUUUUCUUUUUGUAAAGUAUAUGUAAGAUAAAUGUGACAUUUUUAUAUUUUAUUUAUUUCUAAUCAAAGAGUUUUUUUAUCUUUAACUGCAUUUUGAAGUCUGCCAUAUUUUUACAAGUGUGUUUAUUAAUUUAUUUUCCAAUAGAAUUUAAAUAGAAAUACUAUUGUCAAAUCACAUAUCUUGCUGGGUUUAAAUGAAAGACGGAAAAGUAUGAAGGAAAUCCUUGUCUAAGGACUGCACUAGGGUCCAGUUUGAUUUUUAUUGCACACUUCUGCCCCCUCCCCCCUCACUGGCUUCAUAUUUAUAAAUGCGCUUGGGCAAGGUGCACACAAGGUAAAGGACGCCCACUGGUGGGGUGUGCGCCCUCACAGAAGCACAGGAGACUGGAAAUCAGCCGGUUCUGAAUUUGUCAGCAAUAAUUAAAUAGAGCAAUCAGCAAAGGAUUCGACUUGGCUAUGGAGUUUCAGUUAAAAUGAAUUAUUUGUUUGGAACGUUUUAAAGGAGCAAGGUUUUUAGUGACGCAGAUUUGUCUAUUUGUUUUUCAAGUUAAAUCAGAUAGUUGGCAACUCUUACCCCAAGACAAGAAGGAAGACUUGAUGUGACCGGCCAGGCUUUCCUGCCCCACGUUGGUACAACGCACAAGGGGUGAUGACGUAGGUUUGUACUUGGCAAAUGCAAACGCAUCCAAAUGGAAAACCGUGUAGAUACCAAAUCCCCUGAAAUAGCAUUUAUCUUACUGGGUUGACUGGAAAGGAAUGGAAAAAAUAGUCACACUUGCAAAAAUGUUACCCGGAUCUCAGUCGUUGCUUUGAGCGCUGGCGACGCUGUCUCAGCCUCCCUCGACAACCAGACAGCAUCCAAGUUGGUAGAAGUCUUUCUGCGGGGCUACACGUGCUGCACAGUACACACACGCACGCCCACAGGCACACACCCACACACACUCACCGACACGACGUUGAGCCCGCGACCUUGAAUUUCCGGAUGGAUCAGAGUUUAGUAGUUGCUAUCGUAAAGGCAAUGUCUAUUUCAGGGAUUGUAAAGUAGUUAAGCAUUGUUUCAAAAGUUUUUUUAUAUUUAUUUUUUUUAAGAAGAAGGUAUAGACAACCAGCUCAACUGCCUUUCUGCUGUGCACACACGCCUGGUGUGCGACGUGCCUCCGUGUAAAUGGGCUUGAUUUCUGUGCUGUGACAAAGUGCUUAUUUUUCCUAGCCUCAUGGACGUGUGCACUGAAUGCAAUGGCACUCACAGGCUUGCUGUGUUCCGCUGUAGUUGCCGCUACGGCACAGACUGAAGUACCGCGGACAGCGACUGCACCCCGUGACACUGCGGUCGGUGCUCUGUGCUACGUGGGGCUGAUCUUCGGUUUGGGGUUCAUUUGAAUCCUCGACUCCUAGUCUAGUGAAAAUGAGAUGUCUGUUCUUAGGUAGGAACGGUGUUUAUUUAAAAAUCAACUUAAAAAAAAAGAGCUACCAUAUGUGCUGUCUAUUAUAAAUGAGACACCAAACGAAAUUUUCUAUUAAAGUUAUGUACUUGCAGACAUUUUACUAUACGAUACUUGAUAGUUGCAUACAAAUGAGUUCACUUAUUACAAAGACAAAAGUUUAAUUUGCUAAAUAUUUUAACAAGUUUGUUAUAUAUUUUAUUUAAUUUAAAAGAAAUCUCUUACCAACCUAUGUAUUUAUUGCCAUAAUUUACUAUGACUUCAGGUUAAUUGGUUUGUGUUUGCCUAGUUCGGACAGGAUGUUUUGUGACGUACGUUUGUAUUUAUUUGCCUCCUUUGUACUUGAUGUGUUUUGUAAUGUGCACUGAAACUUUUUUUCCUUUCAACUAUGUUAAUGAUCGAUACUGUAAAUCGGGUCUUUUGUAAACAACAAAAAGGCAAUGAUGUAUGCAUUUUUUUUAAUUUGAAGUAGUUUGUAUACUGUUUCUUCAAACAAUUAAUAUUUCUUACAUCAAAGCAACCAAUUGUGUUCAGUGCUGUACAUUUGGUGUAUGGUAGGAAAUAAAAAUUGAUAAUGA